Molecule: messenger RNA, 1333 nt
Organism: Momordica charantia (bitter melon)
Lineage: Eukaryota; Viridiplantae; Streptophyta; Magnoliopsida; Cucurbitales; Cucurbitaceae
Gene: WRNEXO
Product: Werner syndrome-like exonuclease
Biological process (GO): nucleobase-containing compound metabolic process
Molecular function (GO): 3'-5' exonuclease activity; nucleic acid binding
Source: RefSeq, a predicted model, not a curated record
GGAAAAUUCUGGUUCGAUUGAACUGAAAAUGGAAUUCCCCGGUUGCAGCAGGAAUGCCGGCGCUUCGCCGCCGCUCUCCGUCUCUUCCUCCUCCUUCUCGUCGCGUUCGUUCUCUGUCUCGGAGUUCGAUCAGCCUUUUACAGAGCAACAACUUCAGGAAAUCGAUGCCAUCGAAGCUAUGUAUCAAUCCACCAGCGGCAAAAGACGACGAGGAAGUUCCACAGCCGACGAAAACGAGGCCUCGUGUGUUUCCCCCAACGCCGGCCGUCGAUUGCCCCAUUCCAUUCUUUCUCUCCAGCUUCCUUAUUCUUCUCCUCUAUCGCCCCGUCGAGUAAAUUCGAAGAUGAGAUUUCCUGCAUUGAAUUUUGAUGGCCGAAUUAUUUACAGUACAACUGCGAGUGAGGUAGAUAGAGCGUCCAGGGAGUUAGCCAAGAAAAUCAGCUCCACGAGGAAAGGAACGGAUCAAAUUACUAUCGGAUUCGACAUCGAGUGGAAACCCACAUUUAGAAGAGGUGUUCCACCCGGAAAGACAGCAGUCAUGCAACUAUGCUUGGACAAUUCUCAAUGCCAUGUGAUGCAUAUCAUUCAUUCGGGAAUAACCCCAAGUUUGAAGACUCUUCUUGAGGAUGAUACACUCAGCAAGGCUGGAGUUGGCAUUGCCAAUGAUGCUGUGAAAGUUUUUAAAGAUUAUAAUGUGUCUAUCAAAGCAGUGAGCGAGAUUUCGGAUCUAGCUAAUCAAAAGCUUGCUGGAGUUCCCCAAAAAUGGGGUCUUGGGUCUCUAACUAAGGCGCUUGUAUCAAAAGAGCUUCAAAAGCCCAACAAAAUCAGACUUGGAAACUGGGAGGUCGCUGUGCUAUCAAAGCAGCAACUGCAGUAUGCUGCCACAGACGCAUUUGCUUCUUGGUACUUACAUGAGAUCUUAAAAGGAUUUCCACAUGCUCAAAAAGUAGAAGAUUCAGAGAGAGAUAUGGAGCCAAUCGCGUGAUGCCAGUUCGCCACACAGCUAAGUUAUUCAAUUAGUCUAAUUAAUCUUAUUGUUGAAAUUGUUUCUUAUCUUAAGAAACUAUAUCGGUCUAGUUAAUCUGCAGUUGAUGUGCCAUAUCAAAUAAUGUUUUAUUGAUGAAUGGAGAGUAGAAAAUUAUUGGUUAAUGUCUAAAAAUCUAAGAAAGACAAACAAGGACUAACUCCAUGGUCCUCCCAAUUUGAUAUUGUACCGYAAGUGUGUGRGUUAAGUUCUAAUAGAGGUGGUUAGUCAAUACCAAUAUUGUCUUGUGAAUUGAAUUUUCUUGAAUUUUAUGCCUUUAAUCYCACUCUCUCGAGGGUAAGAUUUUAA